Messenger RNA from Octodon degus (degu), 3726 nucleotides. RefSeq names its product platelet derived growth factor receptor like (gene Pdgfrl). NCBI's taxonomy places the organism in Eukaryota, Metazoa, Chordata, Mammalia, Rodentia, Octodontidae. The coding region runs from base 22 to 1149 and encodes 375 amino acids. The transcript has 6 exons. The record is from RefSeq and is a predicted model, not a curated record.
GCCCCGCCGCCGCCGAGCGCGAUGAAGCUGUGGCUGCUGCUCGGGCUGCUGCUGGCGCGCGCCGCGCUGGAGAUCGUUGCUGGCCAACACCCUCCCAAAAAUAAGCAUCCAAAGGAGCAAGGAGAGAAUAGAAUCAAACCUACCAACAAAAAGGUGAAUCCCAAAGUUCCUAAAAUAAAAGACAGGGAUGCAGCUGAUUCAACAACAAAGAGUCAAUCUAUCAUGAUGCAAGUGAUGGACAAAGGUCGCUUCCAGAGACCUGCUGCUACCCUACGUCUGGUGGCUGGGCAGCCUCUAGAGCUUCGAUGCAAAGGAAGUAAGAUCGGAUGGAGCUACCCCGCCUAUCUUGAGUCUUUCAAGGACUCCCGCCUCAGUGUGAAGCAGCACGAACGGUACAGCCAGCUGACCCUGGUCAACUCCACUGCGGCCGACACAGGGGAAUUUAGCUGCUGGGGCCAGCUCUGCAAUGGCUCCAUCUGCAGAAGGGACGAGGCCAAAACAGGCUCCACCUACAUCCUUUUUACAGAUAAAGGAGAACUGUUUGUACCUUCUCCCAGUUAUUUUGAUGUUGUCUACCUGAACCCAGACAGACAGGCUGUGGUUCCUUGUAGAGUGACUGUAUUGUCAGCCAAAGUCACUCUACACCAGGAGUUCCCUGCCAAGGAAAUCUCAGCCAAUGGAACGGACAUUACUUACGACUUGAAGAGAGGCUUUGUGUAUCUGCACCCUCAUUCUGACCACCAGGGGGUGGUGUACUGCAAGGCAGAGGCUGGGGGCAAGUCUCAGAUCUCCAUCAAAUACCAUUUGCUCUACGUAGAAGUCCCCAGCGGUCCCCCAUCAACAACCAUCUUGGCCUCCUCCAACAAAGUGAAAGGGGGGGAUGACAUCAGUGUGCUCUGCACUGUCCUAGGGGAGCCUGAUGUCGAGGUGGAAUUCAGAUGGGUAUUUCCAGGGCAGAAGGACGAAAGGCCUGUCUCAAUUCAAGAUACUUGGAGGCUGAUCCACCGAGGACUCGGACACACCACAAGGAUCUCCCAGAGUAUCAUCACGGUGGAAGACUUUGAGACCAUUGAUGCAGGGUAUUACAUUUGCACUGCUCAGAAUCCCCAAGGACAGACUACAGUAGCUACCACUGUUGAAUUUUCCUGACUUGGAGGGUGAAGUAUUGUGAACUGGUGGAAAGCCUGUUUGCAAACAUAGUCUUUGGUUUCUCCUUAGUAGUACUUUGCCAGAGGCUGAUGUCAACGCCAAGUGGCAACCCUUGCCUGAGAGUCAGAGACCCAGACAUCCAAACUAAAAGGAAGUCACUCAUUUAUUAACAGAAGUGUUAACUUUUCUAACAGAAAGCAUGUCUUUUGACUGCUUACCUAUGUCCAUGUUUUGUAUAAGAGCAUAUAUGCCAACAACUUUAAUCAUUAAACGAGCAAGUUUUUGUAAAAAAUAAAAAAAAUGGGUUAAGUGCUUAUUUUUUAAGUUGUCUUGACGACAUCAAGAAAGACUCAUUGGCAGCAAUACUUCAGUCAGUACAUAGGGUUCUCUUUCAAAUAAUAAUCCCACUACAUCAGAUUUUAAAUGUGCUGAUACAUAAUUCAACUACUUAUCUAUAAGUGGUGACUUUAGAUUCAAAUGCAUAGAUCUAUCACUUUUCAUCAGUAGCACCUUUAAAGUGUGAGGUACUUUACAAGGUAUCAAAUAAAUCUAACUAAUUCUUUGUAUGCCCUCUAAAGUCCCAAUUUCAGAUUAGACUACUUAAUAAAAACUAGAUCAUGUGUUUUUAAACUUUUAAAAUAGAUAAAUAUAUGACUUUUUAAAAUUGUGUCAAAAUUUUAUUUGAAAAGAGUAAGAGAAAAAUAGGCUCUCCAGAGUGAACUUGGGCCAAACAGGGGAAAAGAAAAAAGGAACAAAAAUAAAAGCAUGUUCUGGUCUACAAGAGACAGAGUGGGAUACCAUGAAGACUCAUGAUAGCUAAGAAAUAUUCAGUAUUGUCUAGACUCAUCUUUAAAAAGUGUUUAGACAAAAGCUUAUUAAAACCAGCCAGGAUUUAUUUCUCAAAUACACAUCUUUAAAAUUUAAAAAGCUCAGUUCUGACUCGAGGUCUGUGAGCCAGAUUUCAGCCCAUGACAAAUUCUGUGGUUUCCACUGGAAAUUCCUGAGAAAUGACUUAGAAGAUAUGAUCUGAACUGCUUGGCUAUUCACUGAGUGAUACUUUGAACAGUGAAAUAGGUCAGAGGCUGCAAUUCUUACAUUGAAUAUUCCAGCAUUAUUUAUUUGAUUAAAAUAAAAUACACUUUCCAUCACUAAAAACAGCACAGCUACCAUUGUUUACACAUCUGUAUUUUUAUGACGUGCCAACAUUUUGCAUCCCGCGUGAAACAUUUGGUUUAAACAAAUCUUAAAAAUUCUCUAUUUUGUUCCCUAUCUUCUUUCAAUUGUCUGUCAUCCUCUGAGGACAUUUUUACUAAUUGCUAUAAGGUUUAUUUCCCAGACACCUACAUGGUAUGGAGAAUUGCAAGGAGUAGCGUGAGAUUACCAUGCAUAGGGGGUGAAUGGCAAACCCAACUUUGGCUAAUGUCACUGAGAACAAAGUGGAAGUGAGAGCAGAGCUAUUUCCAGGAUCUGGCAGUGAAUCUAUGCCCCCAUGAAUCCAAAGCAAACAUGGAAAGUUACACAUGUAAUAAACUAUCAGAAGUUAAAGACACCCAACACAAUCACUAAUUGAAAUAAACAUGCAUGAUGAGUAUCAGUUGGCUAUGUAAUGUACAUGUAAUUGAUGACUCAAAUACCCACAUCUAGUUCCCUAAUCUGUUCUUACUAUAGGGGCUAUGCACACAGCCAUCCAAUGAAGAUUAGUAAAUACUGACAUCACAAGAUUGACACAUGCAGGGAGGGGAGGGAAAGCCACAACUGUCCUAUCUUGCACAGAAUUUUAAGCCAAGGGUGGUGAUAAGGGAAACCCUAAAAAGAAGUCCAAACAUAACUUGGAGGGUUGUCAAGCCUCAUUUUCCACUUGUCUGCUGGAGAUUCUACCUUUCUAAAGAAAGGAGUGCUCAAGGGGCACCCUUAAACUAGCACCAUCUUCCCAAGGUAUUUUAUGCUAUUGAACACAGCAUUAUCAGCUUAAUCAAGGUGCUUCUACUUAGAAGUACCAAAUCCCAUCUUUCUUAGUUCUAGCCAAUAGCUUCCUCUUUCUCAUUAUUUUAUGUAAGGCUUUCCAAAAUUUGUGUAUCAGAUCCAGACCUUUGUUUGGAAAAUGAGUUCAGCACCUUGGAAAUGAGCUAGCUCUGGAAAGGCAGAGAUAAGAGGUAGAAGGUUUUGUGGCUCUGGAUGGUAGAGAAAGGAAAGGGAAAAAUAAGGAUAAUGGGGGAGAAGAAAAGAGUGUAUAUCUGUAAGGAUAGGUUAGCUCAAGGUAAACUAUAAGGCAGAACAAUCCAUUGGCACUGCCCUUUUUCUCUAUACAGAUUUUAAAAAAAGAAUUAGGUUUCUAGAUUUCCUCAUAGCCUCAAAAAAUGGAUUGCUGAAUAGUGUUAGGAUUAUGUAAUCCACAGAAAAUUCUAAACUGAUGAGCAUUAACAUUUAAAAACCCCCAACAAGUUACUCCAAAAAGACAUGGAAAAUAUAUAGACAUUGACAAGUCAAAGCUUUCCUAUCACACCCUUUCAGUUAUGUUGCAGGGUCAAGCAGAGUUGGUGGUGGAGAAUUAUAAUUCAAGCAACUAUUGCUUUUUCU